This is a messenger RNA of Puntigrus tetrazona (Sumatra barb), 2918 nucleotides long. RefSeq names its product leucine-rich repeat-containing protein 38. The transcript has 2 exons. Lineage: Eukaryota; Metazoa; Chordata; Actinopteri; Cypriniformes; Cyprinidae. Gene Ontology annotation, cellular component: extracellular matrix. Gene Ontology annotation, molecular function: protein binding. The record is from RefSeq and is a predicted model, not a curated record. Bases 140 to 1360 code for a protein of 406 amino acids.
GACACACCAGCACACACACACACACACACACACACACACACACACACACUGUACAGUAGAGAGCGAUGGGACCGCUGCUCUAAGCGCUUUGUGUCGCGGAGAUCUGAAUGAAUGACAGCUCCACCAACAGCUCACAAUAAUGACACGUGAAGGACUGUUUUUGUUACAGGUCUUUUUAUGCUGGUUUUGUAUUCUCCAAAUGCUGCAUGUGACUGAAGGACGCGCUAAGGAAUGUGACUGUCCAUCUGCAAGCAUUUUGUCUCACUUUCCAUCUAAGGUACCCAGUGGCACGUGCUGCUUGAACUACUCAGGGUCCACAUUCAACCAAGUUCCCUGGGCGACUUUUUUGUCGCAUUCACGACUGCAGGUAUUGGACCUGAGUAACUGUAAUAUCAGUCACAUUGAUCACAGUGAGGUCGGUGAUGCUGGCAGCUCACUGAGGGCGCUGUAUCUUGGCCAGAACAGACUGACAGCUCUGCCAGCUGACUUCCUAGCUAAAGCUUAUAGUUUGGAAGUGCUUGAUCUGGAACUGAAUCAUCUGAAACAUCUGCCCGAGCAGUUUCUGAAGAGCUCAGACAAAUUGCGAACGUUGAUCCUUGGAUGGAACCAGCUGAGCGCUCUGCCUCAUUCGACCCUUAAGAGUUCGCUAGAGCAUCUUGAGCUCAUCGGAAACCCCUGGGCCUGCACAUGCUCGCUGUUGGAGGGCCUUCAAGGUGGUCCACACAUUAACUCCAGCAGCUUUCAGGACCUCGUAGGUAACUUGACCUGUGCCUCUCCUCAGAAUCUCGCAGGACGGACUGUCUGGUCUUUAGAGACAAGUGAUGUGUGCCAUUUGGCCAACCUGACCGCCCUCUUCAUCCUGCUUCCCCUGUUCCUCCUCCUCAGUUUGGUGCUCUGCUGGUGCUGUGGGAGGAAGAAGAAGAGGAAAGACAGCUCAUCGUUCAGCCCGACUCGCAAAAGAUCCAAAAACCCCCAUUGCAACGGACGGUGGCCACAUGCCAAGCUGCCGACUAGGGAGUCAGCAGUGUCUGUAGACAGUGGAAAGGAGGUCGUACUGAAGAACCAGCUGAUGCUUCAGCCCUCGUCCAACUUGUUGGGCAGCACUCGGGAUAUUUAUGAGGAGGUGGAGAUCAAACUGGGCUCUGUGGACUCACUGGCCCCUCCGCCUUCCACUUGCUCCACGGAAGGGACCGCGGGAAAGCAGGACCUGGACACGGUGAGUGUGAGCGAAGUGAUGAAGGACUCAGCCGAUCGGGAGAAGGCGUACAUGACCCAGUCCACCGAAUACUACAGCCUUGUUCCCGGGAUUGAAAUCGAGGACUCUGAUCACGGAGAGUAUGAGAGUGUGGACCUCUCGUGACAGUGUGGAAAUUGGCGCAGUCGAUACUCAGAGAUGCAAGCAAGUACACUGGAGUCAUGGGAAGUCUGAAGCUGAGGUUACAUUUGUUAUUUUCUUGGUGAUAUUUCGUGGACGAAUCCAGUCGGUUCAAUAAGAAUCCGCAGAGGGGUUUGGCGCGACUGCGAUACCGACUGCUCCUGCUGAUCACAACUCUCCUCUCUGACCAGCAGAAAGCUGCUUGGUUUGAAAGUUGAAGAAAAAAUAGCGCACAAAAUUGAGCUGAAACGUUGCUAAUGUGGCUGCACCUUCAGUAAGGAUGUUUCCACCUUUUGUUGCAAAUGCACAGUGAACGUUGCUGUUAAAGGAAGUCACUGCGCCGUGCGAAGCCAUUACUUUUGCAUGCAAUGUAAAUGAAUUACUGUCCUGAUAAAGUGUCAAAUGGAGCUGUUUGCAGACUCAGUCUGUUGCCAAGAUAAGCUAUCAUAUAGCUGUCGCCUGGAUAUUUUCAUUAUGUUGAGAUUUUUAUAUCUUCGUCCUCUACUGUCAUUUAGAUGGGAAGUUUUAUUAUUGUAAUAUUACUUUGUGUUUCACGUUCAGUUACAGUGUUUAGAGUCAAUGUAAAAUGUAUUUGGCGUCACACACAACCAUGUAUAUUAUCGUAAAGAGGAAAAGUAAACAAGAGCAAGAGAACAUUAAACAGAACCACAGUUCAGCCUCUGGUCUUUAUCUCCAGUAAUCAAAUCUGCUCAAAUUUGAUGUAUGAUGGACUAACAUUUCUCUCCUACGCUGAAUUUUGGAGGGUUACUGUUUAUGUAACUUUGUAAAUGUUGAUAACAGUGAUUAUUUAGUCAAUAUUAUCUAGCCUGUUUCUACAGAUGGCCUCUGUUGAUGUAAUCAUUAGUUUGGCUUUGUUAAUAAUUAAUGCAUUUUUAGCAAGUUAAAAACUUGUAUAAUCAAAUAAACAGAAAUAGCUAUACUAGUCAAAUGAAGUGGCUUUUAGAUAAGAUCAGACUGACUUGGCAGGUAAAGUUUAACGUAAGCAGAUUUCAGUGAAAGGCAGGAGAGGUUGUGUACACCAUUCAGAAAACGUAACGCUUAACUUUUAACCUAUAAAAUGACUUUAACUGUCUUUUGGUUAUUUGACAUAAUGCUGAAAUUAAAUAAAAUAUAAGUAUUAGAUGAUACAUUGUGAUGUUAAAUGAAAAUGAAAAAUAUUGAUUCAUAAAAUAAAAUAAAAUAGGUUUAAGCUAAAGUAUAACUAAAACUAUAACUGAAACAAAAUGUAAAAAUGAAAGAAAAUUCAAAAUAAUAAUAAAUACUAUAACAAUAUCUAAAUAAUGUACAUGCACUGUCCAUGUCUAUCUGUGACAAAACAAAUCUUCAAGAUCAGAAACAAAACGGUCAGAAAAAGAAUGAUGGUCAAACAACACUGAACAAAACUGAUCUAGGGUGCAAACGGGUUACACUGGACUUACUGUAUGAAUUUAUUGUGAUCUAUUUACUUUGUGACAUCAAACAAUCCUCAAAAUGAGAAAUUAAAUUUCAAUGUUGUCUUCAAAUAAAUGCUUUUUACACAUAA